AUGGAGAAGAACCUGCAAUGGUGGACCGAGGUUGCAGUUAUCAUAACAGUAUUCAUCAUAGGGCUUGUAGGAAACAUAUUUGUUCUCAUUAUAGUUAACGAGAGAAACGCUAGGAAGACAAUUCAUGGAACAUUUGUUAUAAGUCUGGCUAUUGCAGAUUUGGUUUUGCUGUGUUCGGACUCGCCUGUUUCUAUUUUACAACACUUCAGCCUUACGUCUGAAACAUACAACUGCAGAGUACAUCUGACUGUUGUUACAACCGGAUACAAUGCAGGACUUUUCACCAUCACAUCCAUGGCGAUCUAUCGGUGCUAUGUUGUAACAAAUCCUUGGAGGCCAAAGCUAAAACGAAGAGGUGCAGUAAUAUGGGUGUCUUUCGUGUGGCUGACAGCUUUUAUUUUUGUUAUUCCACUCAUUGUUGUUAGUAAAAUAACAAAAGAUGGCAAAUGUAAAGAAGAUUGGCCUUCCCUUGCUCAUCGCCAGGCAUACACCGUCUCACUCCUCACAGCACAGUAUAUUUUACCGCUGCUGAUUACUGCAAUUUGCUACACACGAAUAUGGCUUUUUAUGAGAAAUCGACCGAUGUUUCCGAGAAACAGCAAUUUAUUCACUAACAGACGGAUCCCACAAGAAGAAAAUACAAGAGAGAGUGUGAUAAUACUGAAAACCGUGGCAGUAAUUGUGUUCUUGUUUUUGGUGUUGUUGUUGCCUAAUCAAGUCGCGUGGAUGCUGUUGGAUUUCAGAAAUGUUUCCUAUGAAGAACUUUGGUUUGUUGCAGAUAUACUAACAAGACUCCAUAGCUGUCUAAACCCAGUCGUCUAUGGGGUGAUGAAUAAACAGUACCGCCGUAGUUACGUCACGUUUUUAACACGCACCCUGUGCUACCGUCACGUGUCACGUGUCGCGCAGGCGCCAACAUAGGAUAAAAGAUAAAGAUGAAAGAUACAUAGUUUAUUCACAAUCGCUUUGCAACUAGAAAUUGAAUUACACGCUUAUUACAAAAGAUAAUAUCAAUAGUAGCAUUAACUAGAACUAUCAGUGGUUUAAAGCAAGUUUUUACGAAAAUUUGUUUUACAUCUGUUUUGGUUAUAAAUGAAAUAUGUCGAUUAAAUCUAAAAUUCUAUUAAAAUAGGUUUAGGCUUUAAGGGCAUUAAAAGUGAUAAAACUGUUAAGAAAUCUUUUUGUCUUGAACACGCGCUUAAACUUCCGUUUAUUUUUAAGGUUCAAAUUACUUGUGUUACGAGCAGGAAGAAGGUCAUGGAGCUUAUUCUCUUCGCUCUGAAUAAUCUUAUCGAGUGAUUUGUCAAAUAAUUCCUGACGGCGAUCUGAAGUUUAUUUAGGCCUGAUUCAGCCAAUGUCUCAGGGAAAGAUGAUGCGCAUUGCUCGCUUUUGUACUCCUUCAAUCUCGUUGGAAAGGUACGUGGGGAGACCGUCAUGGGAGACAGGACAUGCAUUCUCCGUGAUCGAACUAAUACAAGUGCUGAAAAGCUGCUCCAACUCACGGAUACCAAGACCAGAUCGUUUAAGUUAUGUCACAGUAAUAAUUUAUGGCAAUGGACAGUUAUGUGUCUAUUAAACUUAUCUUACGUCACUGACGUCACCAAAAAUAGAAAAAGAAAAAACAAGAACCUAACAGCUGAGUGAUCUCGUCAUAGAGACAAAUAUUUAUGCAUUCACAGGGGCUAUAAUUCAAGAUGAUAGAGGCCAGUUUGAUGACUGAAACAUCCACUAGCCUUUUAAAAGCCUGUAAGGAAAAUAACUGGCUAUAUUCAGGAUUAAUUUAUAUCGGAAACAAUAGCAGAAGUAAAAAGACUUUUACAUAAGAAGCGCAGUUAUAAACUAGUAGACUUUAAGAUUCACUUUGUAGACUACAAGCAGUCUGAUCUUUUCGGCGAAGUUCGUCACGCGAGGAAAAUAAGCAUCUGUGAAAAGAAAAAUGAUUUUAGUGCGCCACGGAACUCUAGAAGUGAGGUGCGCAGACAUCCGUUUUUUCUACUGAUUUUAUUCCUUUACUUGCGCGAUGGACUUCGGCGAAAAGGGGGGGACUGCUCGUUGUCUAUUCCUCCUGAAACCUGAUUGAAAACUGUGCGCGACUUGUGUAGUAUUUGUAACGAUCACUCGAAGUUCUUAUCUUUGACAUAAUCUCCAUCAUGGUAUUAACCUGUUCAUAAUCGGAAAGCAAUGCAAUUCCGUUCUCUCAUGUAUUUACUAAUAUGCGCUCGUCUGGCUUAGCAAAUUAAGACAAGCGUAUAUAUGAGAACUUAAUUGUCAACAUUCUUGUCUUAUAUCUUAAAUGUACAUAACUUUUGUUGAGUUAAAUUUGGUUUAAAUAUCAGUUAUUUCUUUAACUUUCCAAAUAAAAUUAACUCAUCGAUUAGUAUAUUUCAGUUACAUCUGUUGAUAAGGGCUAAAUAAGAUAUUAUUUUCAACCGAAGUGUUACCAAAAAACUGAAUGAACGCAAAUUGUAACUACAUUACAAUCACUUUAUAUAAAUAUUCCUUAGAGUUCAAUAUUGAAGCUUUGAUUUUCCUGUUUCAUGAUGAAAUGGCGCCUUAAUGUCUUAAGGCCCGGAUAUGGAUUGAUUCUCUAAAAUGGAAAAGCGGGGCUAUACGACUCAAUUAAAUACAAAGGGUUCAUGAGUUCAUAGCAAGGAGUUCUCUGUAUAAACUGAUGAAUGAGUCAUUCAUUUUUCAAUAUCUUUUCAUGAACUAAUCUUACUUCGUUUCAAAAGCUAUUACCUUUCGCCUCAGUCUCCCUGCCGACAGGCAUCUAAUUUUUUCUUAGUUGACAUUUUUUUUAAAACAAGUGUGAAACAAGAGAUUAAGGAAUAACUUAAGAAAAUCGUGUUUCCGACUGCCUGGCCUUUAAACAUUGUCCUUAGCCCGGUGAAACUCAAAUUAGUCUCUUAUAUCUUAGUUUAUUCCAAUCAUUUUAUCCGACUCAGCGCUGUAAAGUCGAGUUCAAGUCCUCUCGCGGCCUAUUAAAACUGUUUUUCGUAACAUGAUCAGUCUUUUCUAUAAUUUUUUUGGUAAAAAAUCAAAGCCUAUUGUAACUUAUUACGUAUGUUUAAUGAGACACCGUUCUUAAAAUAGCUGCGCAGUAUGACUUCGAAUUAAAUUUAGACUGUGAAAUAUGUCACUGGGAGGAUGCUUGUUUCAGGACGACUUCUCUUAGUUCAUCAACUAAGUUUUACUCUUUCCCUUUAGAUUUUUCAGGUGAAAAACCCAUCUUCAAUUCUUCAGGAGCCUCACGGUUUCUUCCAGUGUAUCGGAAAUUCUAGGCGGGUCCUACAGUUGCAGUUCGCCGCAUCGAACAUGGAGAAAGCAAAAGUACCUUGACACAUCUCCUAAACUGUCUGCUCUGAAAACAGUAGAUGAUCGGAUUAACAGCUGAGUUUAAAGUUACUAGGACAACGGUUGUCGUGUGAACUAUGUCGCCUUGAGAGUUUAACCCAUAGAAACCAAGAACAUAGGCAAUGAGACAGGGAAGCCAACAUACUGCGCAAACAACUGUCACGGUCAAGACCAUUUUCGUGACACGUUUGCGUGACUUGAUGACAGCGCGCUGUGAUUGUUCUACCGGUUGCGAACUUGAGACCCAGAGUUUAAAAACCACUCGGCUGUAAAGAAGCGUCAUAACAGACAACGGUAAAAUUCCGACUACAUUGAGCCAUCCAAGGCUAUAAGCAUUGAAAUACCAACCAGAGGGCCAAUCCUCGAAGCAAAAAUCUAAAUCCUCGUUGUAUUUCACCAACACAUAUACUGGAAGAUUCAAGAGGAUUGAAAACAGCCAACAGGCAGGUAUGAUGAAUUUGAGUUUGGCCUUUGUGAUACGUUUUUUCUCGUCGUGUGGGUACAACACCGCAAAAUACCUUUCAACUGCAACAGCAAUCAGUGAUACCACUGAGACCACGGCCCCGGUCCAUAACAGGUUCCCUCCGGUUAGGAACUUGCAGAGGUAGUCCCCGGUGUGCCCCGUCGGGUGUUGGUACGUGUGAAUUAGGAUAUACCGAGGGAUCACAAAUAUAGCUACCACCAUAUCCGCGCAGGCGAGAUUCACCAACAAAUAAUUCAUGGCGCUUCUCAUUAGCCGGUUUCUCAGGACAACAAGACAGACCAGAGAGUUACUGACGAGGCUGAUUAGCACAAGAAACGAGAAAGCCACACGAAGGCUGAUUUCCGCCGCUUCUGUGUCAGUGAAAAGCGACAUGGUGUUUUUUUGAAACCAAUACUUUGCUGAGCAAAUCAGAUCUGAAAAUAACAAGGAAACGAAUGGUUAAUAAUGUUUUUGCCUUAGUGUUCAGAAUAAACAUUCUACGCUAAGUAAAUCAUGGGUUCUAUGAAGUUCUGUUUUAUUUGGUCGAUUCAUGGGAUAACUAACAUCAAGAGAGGAUAAGGCUCUCUUGUUAAUAAACAUUUUUCUGCUCUAACGUGUUUCCAAAGGCAUCACCUUAACAAAACCAAGAAGAUUAGCAUGCGGAAAGUUACGUGUAAACUAAGGUUCUGCGCCAUCCGCUGUCUGAGUUGACAAAAAAAAUUUCAACACAUAAACCAGUUAAAAAAAUUGAUGAUUUAUUAUUGUUUACACGAACCUUAGAGCUCCUUUGCUCGAGAACAGGUUUUCUCAUGUUCAGUGAAGUAAUCACUGUGCCGCUUUUAUACUUCAGCAUUUAGUAUUUUUUAAACAAUACUCUUUUGUGUAAUUUAUAUUCGAGUUAGAGAUGCACAUCACAUCGUCAAACAGUCCUGAAACACGAAAUGUUAAGUUGAGUCCGACCAGUUCCCGCAAAGAAGAGAAACGUUUGAAUCAGACUGCUGUAACAUGUGUCUUAGCUCUGACGAAAAAGAAAAGCCACCUUUAGAAAAUUUUCACGGUGGUCAAUUUACAUUGGGCUUUUUCUCCGGAAAGUAAAGCGCGGCUGGCGCCAAAAAUUGACCUCAUUUGCACAUGCCGUAGUUUUGGCCGCUGUGUUGUUUUAGACACCAAUAGAUAUUUUUGAUCUGCUUACCUUUUGUAGAAUGUGUAAAAUAUAAAAUGUUCUUGUGUAACAGGGAACUGUUGAACAGAGAUGAUUGCAAAGCGAAACUGAGAAAAGCAAAUUGUGAAGAUAAUGUUCGCUUGAGAAAAUUAAAGAGGGCGUCAAUAAGAUUGAUUACUAUGCUUACAGAUGUGAACAAGCUGUCACUUCUUUAGAAUAGCGUGCUCAAAUAUUGAUUAAAUGCAGUGGCUAUUAAAACGUCACGUUAAAUACAGGCUCUUUUAAUUGGUCCAGCAAUGGACUAAAGCUGGGUGUAGCUGCUUUUUUCCAGCUUCUAUGGUUUUUAAGAGGUAGAAAAAUUGAAAAAAAGCUUUCGGAAGUUGACAAUAGAAAAAAAAUGAAGCUCAGUCUUAAAUGUGUCUGAAAAUUCUAAGAAAUUUGAUAUAUCACGGGCGACUCAAUAUGGCAGCAUUUUCACCUCAGUAUUUAAAAUCUUCAUAUGCACCAUGAAAUUUCCCGUCGUUUCUGCAGUAACUUUUUUCGUAAACUUAAAACUUUUGACAUGAUAAAUAUUUCAAUUGUGUCCCAACACUUAGACGCUGUCAUUUUCUUGAAUGAAAUUAAUACUCGGCAAGCAUCAUCUAUUACCACCGGCUAAAUAGAGCAGGCAAAAGUCACUUAUUUGUAUAACAAAUCUAAUGGUUAAAACACUAAAAAGGGAUUUGACGCAAACUUUUGACUAGUAACCAAGAUGAACACUUUCCAUAUUACAAAUUAAUAGGACUUUCAAUUGUCUGUACAUCAGCGGCUGCUGCGACAGGCAGACGCAACAUUUAAGUUCGAAACUGAUAUGCAUCGGCAACCUAAUUAAGGGAUGUUUUAUAAAUGGGCAGUCUGUGUACUUAUUUAUAAUAACAAUCUUCUUCUCGCUGGAGGAUACGUAGUAAAACGACAGCUUUUGUAAGUGGGAAAAGCAAUACAUGUAUUUUUUCGCGUAAGCCGGUUUAACCAAAUUAAUUUACCCAAGAUAAAGAGACUAGUAAUUAAUUUAAAUUUUUUUCGCAAAUAUUCGUUUUAUGUGAAUAUGAUUCACGCGCAACAUUUUUGGCCGACUUCCCUGCGGCAACCAUUGUGAAGAUUUUUACCCAAACUAGCAACGAACUGAAAAGGCGGAAAAAAACUUUGGACUCACCAUGUGUUAAAAGCCUGUAUAACACUGUUCAAACAUUGUGGGUCUGGUUAAUAGCUGAGAUAACAGAAAUAUCCUUGCGUUCUGUAAUCUACAUCUACCAGUUAUCAUAUCUACACUUCCUUAUUCACAGAUUGUAUCAUUAACUGACUUGUUUUGCAACUUAUUUUGUGGGCGUAGAACACAUUGUAGUAAUGGUAUACUUGUAGGUUUGUGAGCGUGGCUGCAGCACUGAAAACGUGACACAUGUACGGUGAAUAAGUUUUGGGCAGAAACGAUUCACAAAACGGACGCAUUGACCACGACUCUUUAAGCCCCGCAAUGGAGAAGAACUUGCAAUGGUGGACCGAGGUUGCAGUUAUCAUAACAGUAUUCAUCAUAGGGCUUGUAGGAAACAUAUUUGUUCUUAUCAUAGUUAACGAGAGAAACGCCAGGAAGACAAUUCAUGGAACAUUUGUUACAAGUCUGGCUAUUGCAGAUUUGGUUUUGCUGUGUUCGGAUUCGCCUGUUUCUAUUUUACAACACUUCAGCCUUACGUCUGAAACAUACAACUGCAGAGUACAUCUGACUGUUGUUACAACCGGAUACAAUGCAGGACUUUUCACCAUCACAUCCAUGGCGAUCUAUCGGUGCCAUGUUGUAACAAAUCCUUGGAGGCCAAAGCUAAAACGAAGAGGUGCAGUAAUAUGGGUGUCUUUCGUGUGGCUGGCAGCUUUUAUUUUUGUUAUUCCACUCAUUGUUGUUGGUAAAAUAACAAAAGAUGGCAAAUGUAAAGAAGAUUGGCCUUCCCUUGCUCAUCGCCAGGCAUACACCGUCUCACUCCUCACAGCACAGUAUAUUUUACCGCUGCUGAUUACGGCAAUUUGCUACAUACGAAUAUGGCUUUUUAUGAGAAAUCGACCGGUGUUUCCGAGAAACAGCAAUUUAUUCACUAACAGACGGAUCCCAGGAGAAGAAAAUACAAGAGAGAAUGUGAUAAUACUGAAAACCGUAACAGUAAUUGUGUUCUUGUUUUUGGUGUUGUUGUUGCCUAAUCAAGUCGCGUGGAUGCUGUUGGAUUUCAGAAAUGUUUCCUAUGAAGAACUUUGGUUUGUUGCAGAUAUACUAACAAGACUCCAUAGCUGUCUAAACCCAGUCGUCUAUGGGGUGAUGAAAAAACAGUACCGUCGUAGUUACGUCACGUUUUUAACACGCACCCUGUGCUACCGUCACGUGUCACGUGUCGCGCAGGCGCCAACAUAG
This is a messenger RNA of Pocillopora meandrina, 7410 nucleotides long. NCBI's taxonomy places the organism in Eukaryota, Metazoa, Cnidaria, Anthozoa, Scleractinia, Pocilloporidae. The record is from the annotation of a GenBank genome assembly.